Molecule: messenger RNA, 793 nt
Organism: Phalaenopsis equestris
Lineage: Eukaryota; Viridiplantae; Streptophyta; Magnoliopsida; Asparagales; Orchidaceae
Product: autophagy-related protein 8f-like
Exons: 6
Coding region: 180-605 (141 amino acids)
Biological process (GO): cellular response to nitrogen starvation
Source: RefSeq, a predicted model, not a curated record
UUUCAAUUCUUAUGCUCCGAUGGCGUCUUUCGCUUCAUCUUCUCUAGAAAUAAAUCUCAACUAAACCCACCAACUAACUCCCAGUUUCGCCUUUUUGCUAGUUUUCUUCUCUUUUCUUGUUUGAAAGCCACUGAAAAUCCACACGGUCAUUUGAUUAGUUUCUUCUUGAAGCUGUGGAGAUGGCCGAUAAGGGAUGCAGCGGCUCCUACAAGAAGGAGCACAGCUUGGUGACGAGAAAGGAAGAAUCUGCGAGGAUCAUGAGGAAGUACGAGGACAGGAUACCGGUGAUAGUGGAGAAAGCACAUAGAAGCGACAUCCAAUGUGUUGAUAAGCGCAAAUACUUAGUUCCACGCGACUUAACUAUAGGGCAGUUUGCUAGUGUUAUCCGCAAGAGAAUCUGUUUACCUUCAGAGAAGGCCAUGUUUUUGUUUGUGGACAAUAUUCUUCCAGCCACAGGAGCAUUGAUGUCCGAGCUCUACAAUGAGAAAAAAGAUGAAGAUGGUUUUCUCUACUUUGUAUACAGUGCAGAGAACACUUUCGGCAGAUGUUAUCAACAACAUGGUGAUUCUAUUUCUGAGUUCUACAGUUUAGUUUGCUUAACUUGAAGUGAUUUGUUUGCUUAACCGUUUUGGUUUUGCUUGUAUUCAUGCUAUAUUCAUGUUGUUUCAUAGAUUAGCUUAGUCAAAAAUGUAAUUGUACAGGCAACAUCAUUCUGUAAAUAAUUUUGUCAGUCGCUGGAUCUAUCCUUCUACUUUCAAUAGUAGCUCUCUGUCAUGUAGAAUUUACAAAGUGG